Lepisosteus oculatus (spotted gar) is the source of this 2520-nucleotide messenger RNA. RefSeq names its product SPARC related modular calcium binding 2 (gene smoc2). The record is from RefSeq and is a predicted model, not a curated record. Gene Ontology annotation, molecular function: extracellular matrix binding; calcium ion binding; protein binding. Lineage: Eukaryota; Metazoa; Chordata; Actinopteri; Semionotiformes; Lepisosteidae. Gene Ontology annotation, biological process: extracellular matrix organization. Gene Ontology annotation, cellular component: basement membrane.
GAGAGAGUGAGAGACUGAGGCAGGGACAGAAAGAGAAGUCAGAUAGUUCAGUCAGCCCUGUGAGGCACAGAUUAAUGCACUUCACUCUCACACAAACACACUUUCUCAUUCACACAAAGGUACAGCUAGAGAACAAGCUUGCUUUCUUCCUUUCUUUAAACAACAACAACAAAAAGAAAUACGACAGAACAAAACAAGGAUUACCUGUAGCGGCUGAUCACAUACACAAAGCAAAAGAAAAAAAAAAGAAACAAAUACUUUUCUCGUGUUUGUGCUGGCUUCCAGCAGAUGAAAGAUUUAUCCAACACUUACCUACCUACCAGAGAGGUAGAUCCUGCAUUCGUGAUAAGAGCUCUGACUGAAAAAUAGAAGGGAGAAGAGAAAGAAGAAUACGAAGAAGCUGAAGAAGCAGAAAGGCUGCCUAGAGCUCAGUGAAAAAGCUCAACGCAGGAGGGAAACAUCAAUGUGACACAAAAAGAAGAGACACAGGGGGAAAAAAGAGAAGAGAACAACAAAAGAACUUUAUCUGGCUUAGGAGGAAGCAGACAAACAAAUUAUUACACCAGGGGAUCCAGAAAAUCAUUCUGCUAACAGUGAGAAUUUGACAGCUGCCCAACUGCAGGGUUUAAUUCCUGUGAAAAGCAGGGUGGUGGGGAGCACCUCGAGGGGGUCCGAAGAGCUACGCAGUUUGAGUCCCACCAGGAUGCUGUUUCAGCCGUUACUCCUUCUAUUGGUUCUGCAUGCUGGAUACUCACAGAAAUUCUCAGCUCUCACGUUUUUACGGGUGGACCAAGAUAAGGAAUGCAACCUGGAGUGCAGUGGUGGACCAAAGAAACCCCUGUGUGCCUCUGAUGGGCGAACCUUCAUGACUCGAUGUGAGUUUCAGAGAGCCAAGUGUAGAGACCCCCAGCUAGAAGUCAUUAAGGGACCCUGCAAAGAUACUUCCAGAUGUGUGGCAGAAAAAAAAUACACAGAACAGCAAGCAAAGAAGGUUUUUCCUCAAGUUUUUGUUCCAGUGUGCAACCCAGAUGGCACAUACAGUGAGGUGCAGUGCCAUAGCUACACAGGGUACUGUUGGUGUGUCACUCCAAAUGGGAGGCCCAUCAGCGGAUCAGCUGUAGCUAAUAAAAAACCCAGAUGCCAAGGAUCAAAACAAGAGAAGGUAUCACAAAAAGAACCAGGAAAAGCAGUCUCCUUGCAAAUCUUAUCCAUUCUAAAUUCAGAUGAGCCUGCAGGAGGAGUAGUGGAGCCACCACCACCCACAGAUGAAGAAGAUUUAAUAUCUCAAUAUCCGACUCUCUGGACUGAACAAGUGAGAAGCAGACAGACCAACAGAACUAGAUCUCAAGCCUCUUCCUGUGAUCAGGAGCACCAGUCCGCACAGGAGGAAGCAAGGCAGAACAAGAAUGAAGCCAUCUUUAUUCCUGAGUGUGCCAGCGGGGGUCUGUACAAACCUGUGCAGUGUCACCCCUCUACGGGGUACUGCUGGUGUGUGCUCGUGGACACAGGACGUCCCAUCCCUGGUACAUCCACAAGGUAUGAGCAGCCCAAAUGUGAUGGGAAUGCAAGAGCCAAUCCUACAAAACCAAAAGACCUCUUCAAGACCAGGCAUCUCCAAGGAUGCCCUGGGGCCAAGAAGACUGAGUUUCUAACCAGCGUCCUGGAUGCUCUGUCUACAGAUAUGGUGCACGCAGUGACUGACCCCUCCUCUGCUGCCAGGUGGGCUUCCCUGUCCCCGCAGGGGGAAGUACAAGACAGGAGGAUGUGCGAGCCAGACCCCAACCAUACUCUGGAGGAGAGGGUGGUCCACUGGUACUUCAGCCAGCUGGACAAGAACUCCAGCGGAGAUAUUGGCAAGAAGGAGAUCAAACCCUUCAAAAGAUUUCUGCGCAAGAAAUCCAAACCCAAGAAAUGUGUGAAGAAAUUUGUGGAAUACUGUGACGUAAGCAACGAUAAGGCUCUCUCCUUGCAGGAGCUCAUGGGCUGCCUGGGAGUAACCAAAGAGGAAGGGCCCAGAAGUCCUGUUGAUGGCGCUUCCUCUACCAGACAGCAAGCCUCCAAGAAACAAGGCUGAAAAUAUGAACUUCUUGCAGCAACACUUUUUUAAUUCUCUCGGAGAUUGUUUCCUCACCAAAUGGCAAUGAAAACCAUAGUAUUUGCACUUUGUACUUUAAAAUGUAAAUUCACUUUUUAGAAGCAAGGUAUUUAAGCAGACUUUUGAAUCUGUGAAAGACGUAAGUAGUUUUCAUGUCUUUUGUUAAAAAAUUAACACAUACAAUGUAUGUGUCUUUUGUGUCUUAAAGGUAUGGCUUCUAAGUUGUAAAAGAUUUCUUGUAUAUGUGUUUCAUUUUGUUUUAUAGUUUAUUUUUAGUUGCAUUUUCCUAGAAACAAGAAUAGACUUUGGGUUAAAUUGCUGAAGCUAUAGCAUAGAGAUACUGUAUUAAUUUCCCAUCUGAUUUAGCACUCAUUUCAGAGCAACAGUACAGUAGUUUUAAAAGUGUGUAUUAAACAUGACUUGAU